This is a messenger RNA of Centruroides sculpturatus (bark scorpion), 606 nucleotides long. Its product is annotated as putative glucosylceramidase 4. The transcript is spliced from 5 exons. Gene Ontology annotation, biological process: glucosylceramide catabolic process. Bases 1 to 606 code for a protein of 201 amino acids. Lineage: Eukaryota; Metazoa; Arthropoda; Arachnida; Scorpiones; Buthidae. The record is from RefSeq and is a predicted model, not a curated record. Gene Ontology annotation, molecular function: glucosylceramidase activity.
AUGGGUGCUUACGGAAGGCUUCGACUUGAAAUUUCAAUCGAUAGAACAAAGAGAUAUCAAGAGAUUUUGGGAUUUGGUGGAGCUUUCACAGAUGCAGCCGGCAUUAAUAUUCUCAGUCUACCGGAACAAUUACAAGAUCAGAUAUUGCGUGGUUAUUACUCCUCCGACGGUUUGGAUUAUACUUUUGGAAGAGUACCCAUAGCCAGUUGUGACUUUUCUACACACGUUUAUUCUUAUGACGAUGUACCGGGAGAUGCGAAUCUCACUCAUUUCAGUUUAACCGAAGAAGAUUCGAAAUUGAAGAUUCCACUAAUCCACCGAGCUCAAAAAAUGCAAUCUAAGUCGAUAAAAUUGUUUGCCAGUCCUUGGAGUGCCCCAGGAUGGAUGAAAAGUUCGAGGAAGAUGGGUGGUCCUGGAAUACUUAAAGAAGAAUAUUAUCAAACUUGGGCAGAAUAUUUUGUCAAUAAAAGUAUAUGCAUAAUGCGAAAGUUAUAUGUUAUGCCUGUAGAAGAGGAGAAAAACAAAUUGGAUGAACCACUUAAAAACGUUCAUCUGAAAAUUAGAACGAAAAGAAAAGAUAGAAUUCUAGAGCACAAACAAAAUUAA